CUCCACCACAUGGCACAAGGGAAUCAAACAAAAGUUUCAGAAUUUCUUCUUAUGGGAUUUUCAGAGGAUCCAGAACUGCAGCCCCUCAUAUUUGGGCUUUUCCUCUCUAUGUACCUGAUCACAGUAUUUGGAAACCUGCUCAUCAUUCUGGCCACCAUCUCUGACUCCCACCUCCACACCCCCAUGUACUUCUUCCUCUCCAACUUAUCCUUUGUAGAUAUCGGUUUCAUCUCCACCACCAUCCCAAAGAUGCUAUGGAACAUCCACACCCAGAGCCAAGUUAUAACCUAUGAAGCCUGCAUCUUCCAGAUGCAUUUUUUCACACUCUUUAUAGGAUUGGACAUCUUCCUUCUGACCGUGAUGGCCUAUGACCGCUUUGUGGCCAUCUGUCACCCCCUGCACUACACGGUCAUCAUGAACCCCCGGAUCUGCGGACUGAUGGUGCUGGUGUCCUGGAUCAUCAGUCUCCUGCAUUCCUUGUUAGAAAGCUUAAUGGUGCUGCAGCUGUCUUUCUGCACAGUCUUAGAAAUCCCUCACUUUUUCUGUGAACUCAAUCAAAUGAUCCAACUUGCCAAUUCUGACACUUUUCUCAAUAACAUGGUGAUGUAUUUUGUAGCUGUGUUCCUGGCUGGUGGUUCCCUCUUUGGUAUCAUUUAUUCAUAUUCUCAGAUAAUGUUCUGUAUAUGUGAAAUCUCAUCAUCUCAGGGGAAGUAUAAAGCAUUUUCCACCUGUGCAUCUCACCGUCCAUUUGUCUCCUUAUUUUAUUGUACAGGUUUAGGAGUGUACCUUAGCUCUGCUGCUACCCACGGCUCACACUCAAGCAUAACAGCUUCAGUGAUGUACACUGUGAUCACACCUAUGCUGAACCCCUUCAUCUACAGUCUGAGAAAUAAAGAUUUAAAGAGGGGUCUGCAAAUGCUCUUUGGAAAGGAAAAUAUAAAAGUGUCUAUUGUCCUAGGGCUUGAGAAGUGCCUGUGA
Messenger RNA from Cervus elaphus (red deer), 978 nucleotides. RefSeq names its product olfactory receptor 7A17-like. Lineage: Eukaryota; Metazoa; Chordata; Mammalia; Artiodactyla; Cervidae. The record is from RefSeq and is a predicted model, not a curated record. Gene Ontology annotation, cellular component: membrane. The coding region runs from base 10 to 978 and encodes 322 amino acids. Gene Ontology annotation, biological process: G protein-coupled receptor signaling pathway. The transcript has a single exon. Gene Ontology annotation, molecular function: G protein-coupled receptor activity; olfactory receptor activity.